Molecule: messenger RNA, 895 nt
Organism: Eupeodes corollae
Lineage: Eukaryota; Metazoa; Arthropoda; Insecta; Diptera; Syrphidae
Product: histone H1-like
Exons: 1
Coding region: 48-704 (218 amino acids)
Biological process (GO): negative regulation of DNA recombination; nucleosome assembly; chromosome condensation
Cellular component (GO): nucleus; nucleosome
Molecular function (GO): structural constituent of chromatin; double-stranded DNA binding; nucleosomal DNA binding
Source: RefSeq, a predicted model, not a curated record
AUUUCUUAAAAUUGUGCUCUAAAGUGAUUAAUAAUAGUGAAUUCAAAAUGGCAGAUACUGUAGCUACGUCUCCUGCAAUCGUUGCGGAAAAAAAACCAAAAAAAGCUGCCGCCGCAAGUGGGUCAAAAAAACCAAAAUCGGCACCAACUCAUCCUCCGACUCAGCAAAUGGUGGAUGCGGCAAUUAAAACAUUGAAAGAUCGCGGUGGUUCUUCCCUUUUGGCAAUCAAAAAAUAUAUUGCUGCUACUUACAAAGUUGAUGUACAAAAACUUGCUCCGUUUAUAAAAAAAUAUUUAAAAGGUGCUGUAAUAAGUGGUAAAUUAGUGCAAACCAAAGGAAAAGGAGCUGCGGGUUCUUUUAAAUUGUCGCCUAGUGCCAACAAGGAACCAAAGGCCAAGUCUGCUGAGAAGAAAAAAUCUGCCGCCAAACCAAAAGCUGCCGCUGCUGGUGACAAAAAAUUAAAAAAAGUGUCUGGUGAAAAGAAAGUAAAAAAAGUAGCCGCCACAACAAAAAAAAGUGCCAGUGCAGAUAAAAAGAAGGUGGAAAAACCAAAAGUGAAAAGUGUUAAAAAAACGAGUGCAGUUAAGGCAAAGCCAACAAAAGCAAAGGCAGCCGCGCCUAAACCUAAAGUGCCAAAAGCAAAAUCAGCCACAGCAGCAGCCAAGCCAAAAAAGGCAGUCGCUGUUAAAAAGGCAAAGAAGUAAAAUUUCCAUUUCAAUGAAAAACAAAGUUGAAAUCAAAACAAAAAUCCACAGUCCUUUUCAGGGCUACAAAAAAUAUACUAAAAUGAGAUAUAAAAACUUUUUUUUUUUAAUUUUUUAUUAAAAAGGAGGGAGAAUUUUUGGACUAUCUCGAUGAUAGCGUUGAGAUGCGAUGGGCUGGUGGAGCAACGGCG